Messenger RNA from Anopheles funestus (African malaria mosquito), 3961 nucleotides. RefSeq names its product putative nuclease HARBI1. The record is from RefSeq and is a predicted model, not a curated record. NCBI's taxonomy places the organism in Eukaryota, Metazoa, Arthropoda, Insecta, Diptera, Culicidae. The transcript has 3 exons. The coding region runs from base 2397 to 3170 and encodes 257 amino acids.
GGUCAAACGAAUAGUCAAAUGAAUGGAUUCAAAAAAUGCCAUUGUGUCGAAUGACAUUUUUUAACGUGAAUGUCAAAUGAAAGAGCUGGAUGCGAAUGCGAAUCUUCGAACAGAGUGAAUGUCAACAAUUGCAUGUCAAUGAACGUCACCGUUCACAACACUGCUCUUGCGUUACGGGUUUUUACGUGUUGUGCCGACGUUGGAGAACAGGCUGCUAGAAACAUAGCCACAUCCAACACGUAUACUUUGAUGGUUUGCGUGGCGUCGUCUCUCCAUAAAUAUCGCUGAUACUGACGAUCCGCUGGCCGAAUUACUAAACGAUGAAACAUUUCUCUUAUGUCUCCGGUUAAGACAUACGUGUACUUUCUGAAGUUGUACAAUACUCCUAUCAGUGAGUUUAAUAGAUCCGGACCUUUUAACAGUGCUGAGUUCAUAGACACUCCUUGUAUGGUAGCUGCCGCUUCCCAAUCGGUAAGUACCAACAUUUUUCCGGUUUCGUUCCUCCUAGUUCAUUGGUCGUUGCUUCGUGUGAAUACCCUUUCCAUUCAUACUCUCAUAUUAAAGAUCGGACUUUUUCAUACAGACUAUAUCUUUUUGCAAUCGUCUUUCCAACGCAAGAAAUCUUUUAUAUGCCAUAUCGUAGCUUGGUGGAAACUUUCGCUCAUCUGUCUUCCACAAUAAACCCGUUUCAAAACGUCUUUCUAUUCUUUUAGUUGUGCUAACCAGCAGUGCUCGAGCUCUUUUGUUUUCGUCUGGCACAAUUGGUGUUGUUGGGAUGGAUAUAUUUAUUUUAUCCUAAAUUUUGAACUCCAGCACUAACCGCGUUAAGCUGUCCAACAUAGCUUCAGAAUGAUAACCUACAAUAUUCGUUAUUGUUGUUGAGUUCGUCCGUCCGUAGAUGCCCCAACCUAGCUUACAUUUGGAGGGUAUAGGAUCACUCCACGCAACUUCGCGGACAUUCGACGGGACUAUUAGAUUUACGUUAUCCAAUCCAAUUAACAUUUUUGGCACUAUCUUGUUGUAAUCCGUGAUUGGUAGGCCACUUAAAUGGAGAUAUUUAGAAACUAGUUCAUGAUAGCAUAACGGUUGCUCCUAAAUUUGCAAACUUGCUACCGUUCUCACACCUUUUACUUGGUAUCUAUGGUACAGUUGGUCGAAAAUAGUUAGAUCAUUGACCUUCAUUGAAUGUCUCUCCGUACGCGCUACUUAUCCAGUCCACAUCAUUUUCAACGUUUCUUCGGGUUCGUUUAUCUCCAGUCGUUUGGCUAUUUCUUCGUCCAGCAAUGGUGCAGAUCAUGGCUUAAGCUUUUUUUUUGUAUGCAUUUUGGCUUAUCCGCUGUCAGUUCCCCAUACAAAUCGGCAGCCAAGUUCAGCCUAGGAAAUAUGGAUUAGAAAGUUUUCCUAAUGAAAACUACUCGAUUAGCUCGAUCAGCUGCUCGACAAAUAUGUAAACAAACCAAUUUACAAGCGGUUAAAAACAGGGUAAGGCCAUGUUACCCAUAUGCUGUAAAUGUAAACAAAUCAACAAAUAUCCAUAAAUGCACAUAAAUUUAACACGUUUCAACAUGUAAUGUGUUGUUAAAAUGAAUUAAUUUAAAUUAUUAUUUUUUUUUCGUUAGAACGACCUGGCCGUAUUUAUUUAUUUUUUUACCACGUAGCCGGAUUCCUUGCCACGGGGGUUUGGUCCGAAUGGGAUUUGAAAUAUGGAUCUGAAUGGUAAACGCAACGGUGUUAAAUGUAUUAAAACGGUAUUAAACAACACAUGAUGUAUGUAAACUGUGCUUUCAAACUACGAACCUUUGCGCUACUGUAUGCUUCUGUUUUCUGCUACGUAUAUUUCAGAGAUGUUCUCAUUCUUUAUCAUACAACAGCAGCAUCCAACCUAACCUUUUGUGCAUCAUGCAGUACUUUACUUUGACUAAUACCGUUGCGUUUACCAUUCAGAUCCAGAUUUCAAGAUUUCAUUUAUUUUCUUCAUAUUUUGAUUCAGUAAAAAAUACCUUCGCGCGCAGCGCGGACAUCAUUCGCCGAGAUUCGAUCGACGCUCACUUUAAAAUGAGUUAUUUGCCCUUUAAAAACCUGUCUAGACUACAAAGCUCAAGUGUUUAUUUUUAAUGCUCAAUAUAUCUUUGCUAUGCCAUGUGUCAUCUGCAAACGUUUAUACUUUGUCAUUUAUGUGUUGGAAAGUGUACAUUUUCUGUGCGUCUUCGGUGUACAGCCAUUGUUUGUAAAUAGAGUUUUGGUUUGUAAAAAGCGUUAUUGAAAUGUUAUUUUUUUAUAAUGCUUUUAAUGGUGAAAAUGAGGCAAAAGUGAAAUUAAUAAGACAUCGCAGGAAUCUUCGGUACAACACAGAUCCCCUGGCUUUGUCCGAUAAUGCGUAAGCGGAAUGAUUGGAGAUGCUUUUGGUUUGUUUAUACACUUUAAUGGUUAUCAUAUUGCAGGUUGUUGAAAACUUUAGAAUUUCUAAAUCAAUUUUCAUGGAUUUACUGGAUGGACUAGAUUCUUCUGUUGAAUCUCUAAGAGCGCAUGGAAUCUCUAAGAAAGAAAAGUUGGCUGCUUGUUUGACAUUCUUUGCAUUCGGCCGCUACCAACAUGGGGUUGGUAAAGAUUUCCAUAUUGCGAUGGCGCAAACAACUUUUAGUAAAGUUCUGCGAGGCACCUUAAAACCGUUUCAUACUUUGAAUGCGGAUUGGAUUUGCCUGAGUAUGACGCAAGAAGACAGAGCGGCUGCCAAGAACUAUUUUAAUAGCAAAACAGGCAUCCAGGACGUAGUGAUGUGUGUUGAUGGGACACACAUAAAAAUAAAAAAGCCAGUAAUACGUCCACUGCUGUACCUGAACAAGAAAUCUUUCUACAGCAUAAAUGUAAUGAUUGUUUGCGAUCAUAAAUUGCGUAUAAGAGUUGUUGAUGCUAGAUUUCCCGGGUCGCACCACGAUGCACAUAUUUGGCGAGUGAGCAGUGUCCGAAAUUACUUUGCUAAUCUUCACAAUGUAGAGCAAAACGAUAAGCUUUUAGGUGACGCAGGCUAUCCAUCUGAGCCGUGGUUGGUUAGGCCCCAUAGAGACCCAGAAGAAGGAACUGUUGAAUCUGAAUUCAACAUAAAACACUCUUCUGGUCGUAUUAUAGUGGAACAGGCGAUCGGUGUCUUGAAAUCACGGUUUAGGUGUUAAGCUGGAAUAGACAGAUCGUUGAACUAUGAUCCAGAAAAAUCUGGUUUCAUUAUUAAUACGUGCUGUGCAUUGCACAAUAUGUGCAUAGAAAAUAGAUUGGAGUGGCAAGAAAGUAUGACUGAUAUACUUACAGAACUUGAAAUGAAUGAAAUGAAUCAAAGCAUAAUUUUGGUGUUAUUUUUAAUUAUUAGAAUUCUUCCUGGAUCUUUCCAAUUCUAAUUUCGCAUACUGUAGCUUUAAUUUUUUUUCGGCAAUUUCCUUCCUUAGUACAAACUCUCUAUCGGCUAUUUCUUUCUUCAUUUCUAAUUUCAUUUUUUUUAGUUCAAAUAUCCUUUUCGAAUUUUCUUGCUCCAUUUCAAAUCUUGCUCUGUUUGUUUCUUGCUCCUCUUGACACGAGUCUUGACACGAAGCAACUUUUGUUGAGGUAGGUUGUACUUGCGAAGCUCCAGCAAUUGUUGCUCCGCAAUCGUUUUCCUUUUUACUCGUCGAUUUGUUCUCGUCUCAGGUAUGGUUUCACAAUCUUCAGCAACUACGUUAUGCUCUGUUACUUGAGAACAAGCAGCGGUCUCAACUUCAGAGUCAGUGUUGUGUUGCUGCUGUCCACAUGCAUUUAAUUGCGACGAGCUACCAAUAUGCGUUGGUGCAGAAUUCACGGGCUCCACAGUACCCAAUGCAGGUACAUUACGAGUACCGUCAACAGCACGUUGCAAAUCUAAAACCUCAAUCACUUUCCGUUCGAGCGCAUUGAAGUUUCGCAACGAGCAUGGGCCUCCUCCCGUAGCACGAUAUUC